Brassica napus (rape) is the source of this 1726-nucleotide messenger RNA. Its product is annotated as PI-PLC X domain-containing protein At5g67130. Gene Ontology annotation, biological process: lipid metabolic process. The record is from RefSeq and is a predicted model, not a curated record. The coding region runs from base 604 to 1650 and encodes 348 amino acids. Gene Ontology annotation, molecular function: phosphoric diester hydrolase activity. NCBI's taxonomy places the organism in Eukaryota, Viridiplantae, Streptophyta, Magnoliopsida, Brassicales, Brassicaceae. The transcript has 7 exons.
AGAGAAAAUACCAUAUUAGAUUAUUGGUCUGAUUGUGACAAAAAACGGUAAAUGGUUACGGGCAAUAAGACUUGUGCUACGGUAAAAACUGGCGAUAUCACAUCUCCUUUACCAAAUUGCUAAUAACAUAUGAGGCUUAACCGUUGCCAGGAUCCCAAAAUUGUCCACAACAAUCUAUAGAUAUAUGUGUGUAAGUGUGUUGUGUGUGUGUGAUUAGACCAAAGUAUUACAGAUUUUUAAAAGUCAUUUUCGUUAUAUGCUAUUCAGAGUGAAAACUUCAAAACUAGUCAAAUCUGAUUUAUUUAAUUAUAUAUUUAUUGACUCUUUAAUUCUUUAUACUCUUUUUUGGUCAAAUCUUUUUUCUAAUUUUCUAUAUAUAAAAGGAUUAAUUACUUUCAAAGGGGUUACCCAAACAAGACAGAUAUAUUAGAUAUUAAGGAAAGAUAAUCUUUAAAACAUUAUAAGUUCAUGAACAAAAUAUCAGGAUCGGUCAAUCACUAACCAAGACUCCAACGUUGUAAUAAACGUUUCGUUUUUAAAGUUACACUAAUUCUACAAAAGAUACUAAUAGAUAUUUCUUUGUCAAAAAAAAAGCCAGUAACAAUGGCAUUUUUCAGAUUCUUCUUUGCAGUCACAACUUUGGUUUUGCUUCAUCUCGCAUCAAUCGCUUUUGCUUCUUCCCAUGGCUCAAAACAGCUCGGCGACCAAUGCUCAUCCGACGAAGAGUGCAGCGUUGGACUUGGUUGUUUUAAAUGCGGCAUCGAUGCUGCAAGAUGCGUAAGAUCAAACAUCACAGAUCAAUUCUCCCUUGUGAACAAUUCCAUGCCGUUUAACAAAUAUGCAUUUUUGACGACCCACAAUUCAUAUGCCAUUGAAGGAAAACCGCUUCAUGUGGCGACCCAAGAAGAUAGUAUAACCGAACAACUCAAUAGUGGUGUUCGAGCAUUGAUGUUGGAUACAUACGACUACGAAGGAGACGUAUGGUUGUGCCAUUCGUUUCACGAGCAAUGCUUUGAAUUCACUAAGUUUAAUCGGGCAAUAGACACGUUCGAGGAGGUAUUCGCCUUCUUGACAGCAAAUCCAUCAGAGAUCGUGACAAUAUUUCUCGAGGAUUACGUCAAAUCGCCAAACGCGUUAACCAAAGUUUUUACCGACUCUGGUUUGAAGAAAUUCUGGUUUCCGGUUGAAGACAUGCCUAAGGGUGGCCAAGAUUGGCCAUUGGUUAAGGAUAUGGUUGCAAAUAACCACCGGCUAGUCGUCUUCACUUCAGAUAAAUCCAAGCAAGAAACCGAAGGAAUAGCUUACCAGUGGAACUACGUACUUGAAAACCAAUAUGGGGACGAUGGAGUUAAGCCUUCGGAAUGUAGCAAUAGGGGAGAAUCUGCACAGCUAACCGAUAAAACCAAAGCUUUGGUUUUGAUAAAUCAUUUCAGUACAAUUCCGGUUAAGCUCAUGAGUUGUGAGGAGAACUCUCAACAUCUUAUCGAUACGAUUAAGACAUGUUACGUAGCCGCUGGGGACCGAUGGGCGAAUUUUGUCGCUGUCGACUUUUACAAGAGGAGUGAUGGAGGAGGAACAUUUCAAGCAGUGGAUAAACUAAAUGGAGAGCUUCUGUGUGGACGUGAUGAUGUUCAUGAUUGUCAUCAGUAACAAGCAUGGCCUUUUAUAAAAAGAGUUAUUCUUAAAUCUUUGGGUUAACCAACCAAUAAGAUUUAGUUAUUUCAAA